This is a messenger RNA of Patiria miniata (bat star), 4458 nucleotides long. RefSeq names its product flocculation protein FLO11-like. The record is from RefSeq and is a predicted model, not a curated record. Gene Ontology annotation, biological process: regulation of DNA-templated transcription; central nervous system development; neuron differentiation. NCBI's taxonomy places the organism in Eukaryota, Metazoa, Echinodermata, Asteroidea, Valvatida, Asterinidae. Bases 386 to 3445 code for a protein of 1019 amino acids. Gene Ontology annotation, molecular function: DNA binding; DNA-binding transcription factor activity, RNA polymerase II-specific. The transcript is spliced from 4 exons.
AGGAUUAACAUUAGCAUAACAAGAGGUGCGAAGUUGCCCAGGCGUGAAGUGUGCUUGCCGUGAAUCGGCCAGAAAUGCUGCCGUGACAGGACGGCCCAACGGUGCUUGCCGAGAACACGUGAAAAAACCUCAAUUUUCGCAACGUUGGUACUGUUGCUCUGAACUGUAUCUGGAGACUUUUACUUAAGGUGUUACUGUCUCUAGAGAGACAGGAUUCUUAUAAGUAUCGAUCUGUGGAAAUUCCCUGGAUUCAUGAUGUGAGAUGAAUUUAUCACGUACCCGACCAUGAUCAAGGCACAUGGCAUGCACAGCCGAAGCUUUCCUGGAAAAGCGACAAGUUCACAAUAGAACCAGUUGACGAUAGGACAUUUAAAUCCCCCGUGCCAUGAGUUCCAGUAACUGCUCAGUCGUUGAGGGCAGCAGCAAUCCCUCCCAAGACGCAGAGGGCGCCAUCACCAUGGCCCAAGACGAGAAGAUGACGGAGGAGCAAGGCGGCAAGAAACGCAAGCGCAGCCGCCGAGGGCGCUCUACGGACGACCGGGCACCCUCUGCCGACAAGCCCCGGCGCGAGCGCGCCAACUUCAACGCGGCCCAGCUGCACGCGUUGGAGCAGCUCUUCCAUGAUCAGAAGUACCCCGACGGGGAGCUGCGGGCCAAGAUUGCACAGAGGCUGGACUUGAACGAGGAACGUGUACAGAUAUGGUUUCAGAAUCGUCGAGCCAAGUACAAACGUCUACAGCGGGAAGGAGGCCAUGCUGUCCAGGAUGAACUUUCUCCUCUGGCCAAUUACGAAUGCGGUCAACCGUCCACGAUGGACUACAUACCACCGCAGCUUGAUGCAGACAUGCUUGGACCCGGACCCAGUGCCAUGCAGAAUUUUCCCCAACCACGUGUUGCCAUAGUCAACUCCCACGUUGACAACACCGAUCCAAACCCGGUACAGGAAGCAUCUGCGCCAGUAGUGUGUACCAAUUCCCAUUCUAUCAUCGGUAACCAGGAAGGCGCCUCAAAAGGUCUCGCUCCAUUCGCGAACGGUCUUUCCCCGUUCGCCAACGGUGUUCCCAUGCUUCAGGCGCAGCAACAGCAGGUCAAUCAUGACCACAGGUCGCGCAAGACGGCUGAAUGGAUCAACUGGAAGGACCCAAGUCCAGAGGUCCGAAGUCCGCAAUCCCUAGAUGAGAUGCAUCACAGGGCGACAGAACAGCUAAGCGUGGGAAAGUUUCCCGUCAAGCCAGAGUCAGUGGAGUACCCGGCCGCUAUCAGCCAGACACGGAUGAACGUGGUACCGGCGGCUGGUGUCUGUAGUGCUGGCAUCCCUGGUCCUAGCGUAACAAUGUGUCCGACCAUCGAGCCGUGGUGUGGAAACAGCCUGGAGGCUGGUGGAGCAGUCUCCCAAGUCCCCUCGCUGUCGUGCGGCACACCAGUCGGAUCGACCAGUAAGCAGCGUCUUCCCAACCCAGUUACCUCCGAAGUGGCUCCGUCGGCGUGUUCCCGCACCAAGCCCCACAGCGGAGAGGCCCCUUGUCACAAGGACAGCAAGUGCAUAACCUGUCGGGAGAAGCCCCCUCCUAACCAGGUCUGUACGGCGCUACCGGCCGGAGAGCGCAACGAACUCGACGAAGCGCUGUACCGGUGCGCCGUCGGGUCCAUCCUCGGCAUACGAUCUCUAACACCGCAGGUUAACGGACAAGCCAACGGCUCGACUCCCCAACCUCACCAAACGAGGCCAUCAUCAACACAGGCGACGGACCUUCUUGAAAAUUCACCGUUAACAACUUCCACAGGGCCCAAAUCAACCAAAGCGUCGAGAGAAAACCCGCUGUCUGGGCAGAGAAGAAUGGCGAUGGAGAGAAAAGAGCGGCAGUUGGAGGCAGAGUACCUCAGCUCGUCCAGUGAUUCAUCUAGCGACUCGGAGGAAGAAAUACAGCGGAAACGACGGCGGAAAGUGGUCCGUAAGUCCGACAGCGGCGCGCCACCAAACCGAGUCUGCACCGCAGUACCACUGCUGGACAGGACCCUACCUUUACCCUGUUUGACUAAAGACCUCGACUUGCAAAGUUACUUCCACGAUGAUAAGGCAGCAGGUCAGCAGCUACUUAGUCCAGGGAGCGAGUAUCCGUCAUGCCUGCCGAGUCCUCUGUCACUGGACCGCCUGUCGUCGCCAGAACCGCGGUCCUCACCGUCGGAGCAUCCGGAAUACUCCAGCUCAAGUUCCAGCGAUCUGUCAGACUUUGAAUACAUCCCCGCUCCUGUUUCGUCCAACUCUCGCGAUCUCCCGGCCACCGCGAGAACAGCAAUGCUGACACCGGAAGUAGUCCCAUCGAGAAGGAACACCACUUCUGCGGUUCACCAUCCCGGGAUUUUUCUGCAAAGACAGUGCAGUGUGAGAGAGCAGACAGCUCCGUUGACGGAUGUCCCAUUCCAACAUGGCGGAGCCCAUCCACCGUGUAUGGCGAGACCAGACCCCGACUGCACGGUAGCCCCUACCGAGAGAUACACUGACGGGAUGCCGGCGCAUCCUUGCAAACCUACGCCCCCAACUGGACCACAGGGAGUCCUCUCUUCCGUUCCACCGCCCUUCAUAUUGCAGCUCGAUCCAGCAACGCUGUCCUCCAGUGACAACUCGGACAAGCGAACCAAGACCGAGGAUCCCCUUGUCUUGUCCUCUGCCAGCGAGGAGAAUCGGCGGAACCAUACCUGCGAGAUUCUCGCCGAAUCUCGCCGAGUGGGCGAGAUCUGCAGCUCGCCUGCAUCCCCGUGGUCUAAUUGCAGUCUGAGGUCACCGUAUUUCAACCCUGUGUCACCGCCCAUCCAGCCACCUUAUCCCCAGUUCGGAAAACAACCAAACGAUGCUCGUACGUUCGACUGUGCACCUGCAUUGAUACCUGUUCACUCGAUGUAUUCAGGCAACCCUGUGGAUAGGUAUGCCCCCACCAACCACAAUGGUUUCACACAGCCUCCUCAAGCGUAUAAUACCGACACCAACAAACACAUCCAGCUACCUUCAUUGCACCACAAUCAUCCAGCUUACAUGCAACAACACACAAACUACUAUCCACCAAUCACGCAAGGAGUCGAGCAGCAGGUUGCCCAGGAACAACCAAUGGGGAACCACCAAGUUUUACACCAUGCCAACACGGUUGAGAAAGCUGCAUCAACUGACUUUCUGCCGAUGAGGAGUUUGGAAAGAGCGCCUCCAACAAACAGUAUGCCCACGGGAGCAUCUUACAGUGAGACACACCGUCAGAAUGGGUAUAGCCACGGUAUUUCAGAUGCUCGCUGUCAUGGUUUUAACCCACAGGUUUCUAAUCACUGUACUAUCGCGCCACCACCGCCGAAUAGAUUGUGCACCUCUGUUGCGGAUGUCGCACACCAGUGGACCAUGAAUGUCAACCUUCAUGAACAGUUCGCUCCCUUUGCGAGUAGGCCUGCAUGUAAUUACUGAAAUCCACACGGUAUCGUCACUAACAUGUCACUAAUGUGUCCAGUGAAAAAAAGGAAAACAGGGGUUUGCUCAAAAGACAAAACGGUCUCCGUCUCUUGCGAUUUGAUUUUAACGCCAAUUUCUGUCUACGGUGAGAAUUGAAACUCCCACCAGCUUCCUGCGCGAUUUCACACCGACAAUUGAAACGACAAUGCGGACACAGGAUUGAAGUACAUGUGGAAUUUACACAGUUAAAAUGGCAUUAGCUUUUAUUUAUUGGACUACAAAGCAACCCUGAUACUAAUACAGUGGCAUAUUAAGCGGCGAGUAAAGAGGCUUCCCAAGUGGCAUUUUGUAAUAAUUAAAAUUAACGUAUUAUUUUUGUAAAUAUUUUAAGUGCUUCCACAUCAUAACUCGUAUUAGGAGUAAACAAUUUCGGGGCCGUAUUUAAUUGAAAAGGUUCUUUAUUUUACACCACAAGACCCCAAAACUAAGACGCCUCUUUCCAUGUACUUUGUACUCUACAAAUACACGAUCUACUACACAAAACCUGAAUAAUCGGGCAAACUCGGCCACUUUUUCGCACACUCUCUGAAUUUUGUACAUGUAAUUUGAGCACACACAGUAACGAGUUGCAUAAAAUAAUGUGUUUAAUAUAAAACUGUAAUUGGUUCUCUAUUAACUAACAUGAUUGUCAAGAACAUCACAGCAUCUUGUGUUUAUCAGUACAAGACGUCAUAUAUUGAAAACAGUGACUCCAGCACUUCGGUUCUCUGUAUCCCGACUAUAGACUAGUAACCGGAACGUCAUGCAAUAUUUUGUUUACAAUCUUUUCCCGCUACCGGUUUAGUUGUCUGUAACUAACCCCAGUCUAGAGCCAGACUAUUGGACUACAUCCACCCCUAUAUCCUCUCAACAAAACAACGGUAGACAUUUUUACUUGUUUUAGGUUAAUAUUUUACUUAAGUUUAAUAUGUUGUUACGUAAGCAUAGACCGCUUCACAGAUGCCGCCAUCUUUGUGGUCAAGUGGUAA